Messenger RNA from Aspergillus campestris IBT 28561, 1359 nucleotides. RefSeq names its product putative amino acid transporter. Gene Ontology annotation, biological process: amino acid transmembrane transport. Lineage: Eukaryota; Fungi; Ascomycota; Eurotiomycetes; Eurotiales; Aspergillaceae. Gene Ontology annotation, molecular function: amino acid transmembrane transporter activity. The transcript has 10 exons. The record is from RefSeq and is a predicted model, not a curated record. Bases 1 to 1359 code for a protein of 452 amino acids. Gene Ontology annotation, cellular component: vacuolar membrane.
AUGCAAACCCCAGACGAGAAACCCUACCCCGACGAGAAGGCCGUGGGCCUUGCCCAGCGGGACCAAGAUGGGGACGAUGACUUUCCAGCAAAGGCUCUGGAGCCGUUUGGUAAUGAAGACUCGGCGGAGGUGAAGUACCGGACUAUGAAGUGGUGGCACUGUGGCAUGCUCAUGAUCGCGGAGAAUGUCUCCAUCGGCAUCCUCUCGCUCCCGUCCGCCGUAGCAACCCUUGGAAUGGGACCAGCGGCCGUCAUGAUCGUGUUCAUUUCCGCCCUGUCAUGGUACACGGGGUACGUCAUCGGACAGUUCAAGCUGCGACACCCAGAGAUCCACAGCAUGGGCGACGCCGGCGAACUCCUCAUGGGCCGGUUCGGCCGCGAGCUGCUGGGCCUCGGCCAGCUGCUGCUCCUGAUCUUCCUCAUGGCGAGCAACAUCUUGAUGUUCAGCAUCUUGAUGAACGUGCUUACUGACCACGGGACCUGCUCGCUGGUAUUUGGUGUCGUCGGGCUGGUGAUUUGCUUCCUCGGCGCUUUGCCGCGCACUAUGGACAAAGUGUACUGGAUGUCUUGCGCCUCAUUCGCCAGCAUCUUCGUAGCGACCAUCAUAACCAUGGUCGCCAUGGGCGUGGAAAGCAAAGGGCCCAUCCGCCUCGAAUCCACCACCGAUGUGAGCUUCCGGGAUGGGUUCCUCGCAGUCACCAACAUCAUCUUCGCAUACCUCGCCCACGUCGCCUACUUCGGCUUCAUGUCCGAAACCGAAGACCCGCGGACCUUCCCCAAGUCGCUGGCCAUGCUCCAGAUCGUCGACACGGUGCUGUAUCUCAUCUCCGCGCUGAUCAUCUACCGCUUUGCUGGGCCGGACGUCGAGUCCCCGGCUAUUCUGUCCUUGCACCCGUUGAUGGGGAAGAUUGCGUGGGGAAUAGCCAUUCCUACUGCCACCCUCUCCGGCGUCGUCCUCGGCCACGUCGCCUGCAAAUACAUCUACGUGCGGAUCUUCCGCGGCUCGGACAUGAUGCACCAGCGCAGCUUCCUAUCGAUCGGAUCGUGGGUAGCCAUCUGCUUGGUCGUGUGGGUGCUUUCGUGGGUCGUCGCCGAGUCGAUUCCCGUGUUCAAUAAUCUGCUCAGUUUGAUUAGUGCACUUUUCGGAAGUUGGUUCAGUUUUGGCCUCCCGGCUAUAUUCUGGCUGCAUAUGAAUCGCGGCCGGUACUUCCAGACGACAGCCAAGGCUUGUUUGACGGUUGUCAAUGUGUUGAUUUUGGGGAUUGCGUGUGCUAUAUGCGGUCUGGGACUAUACGUAUCCGGCGUUGCUAUCCACGAAGACUCGUCGAAUAGCAGCUGGUCGUGCGCCAAUAACGUGUGA